CUCGAAGCUACGAUAGCUCCUGCAUUCCUCAUAACGGCACCGGCCAAAAGACGUCAUGGACAACGCGCAGGGUUACGUAAGCGGGCGGAAGCAUUUCGGAACCCCUUCGGGAGCCCCACUCGGUGGGCGACCCGCCUAAACGGUCGAAAACACCACCCCAGGGCUAGUCCUAUGCGAGACUGUACCCACAAUGUUCAAGCACUUCAAGUCAGAAGCUACCAAACCCGACAGCGGGUCAAGUUUAGGGCAUGACAUUUGCUCGACUGGCUUUCUGGAGGAGGGCUCAAUGCCCACGCUUCCCUCGAGGUCGAAGUUCAUCAACCGUUACCGUUUCGCUAUUAAACUGGGAAUCUUCAUAGCGCUCGUAAUAGCCGUGUCCGUGGGCGUAGUUUCAGUAAUCUCUGGAGUCUACGGCGUCCAGCUAUUGAGGGAUGAAAGCCAACUUCGGCUGGAAACGGUGGCCAAACUACAUAAACAACAACUGACUGCCGCCAUCCACAUCAUGCAAGAGAAUCUGAGGCUCCUCAGCAGCAGGGUCCUUAUCAGACAACUCAUGGCGAAAGCAGCGGUAGGCAUCACGCUCUCUGGAAAUGAUAUAGAAGUCGGGCGUGCGCACAUGGACGCCGCCUUUUCCUCUCUAAGAAUUUCGGAGGACGAGGGCGAUCUUUCUGGCACAAGCUUCACGCCGGGAGGUUGUUGUGGGCUCGAGUUUCCUUACCAUUCGACUCUCCUUGAUUCGCUUAAAAGAUAAUUCCGUGUCUGAUACCGUUGUACAUGUUCGAUAUGGGUGAACAUCAAACCAGGCGCCAUUUUCAACCAAAUGGCCAA
This is a messenger RNA of Fimicolochytrium jonesii, 828 nucleotides long. RefSeq lists its product as uncharacterized. NCBI's taxonomy places the organism in Eukaryota, Fungi, Chytridiomycota, Chytridiomycetes, Spizellomycetales, Powellomycetaceae. The record is from RefSeq and is a predicted model, not a curated record. The transcript is spliced from 2 exons. Bases 191 to 751 code for a protein of 186 amino acids.